AAAAAGCAAUUAAAAAAGAAAACAACAUUAAGCGCAAAAGCAAAAGAAAACGUGAAUUGAAGGUGAAGAAGUGCUUUUUUUACAAUCGCCGCGAUUUUCUUCUAUCAAAAUCAGAAGCUAUGUGUUGCGGUCAACACCCAUCGUUUCCAUCAUCCACCACCGUCACCGACAACUCCUCCUCCGUGCUCGAGAAUCUCCGCCUUCGCCUCGCCGACACCGAAGCUCGCCUUGCUCAAGCCAGAGCUCGUGAAGCUCUGCUUGCACGCCAACUCCUUGAGAUGAAGCGCUUCUUAUCGGUUAUGGAAAUUCUUGAAGGUUAUCUCAAACGCCGUUACCGUCUUCAACAACAACGUGUCGCUCGUCUCCUUUCUCUUCCACCACCUUCCCUAUAACCGUCACCGUUACAGUCAAAUUUGUAUAUAUGCCGUUGUUGUUGUUACAUUAGUGAUUUAUGGUUUUUUAAUUGAAUUAUGGAUGUUUGCUGUAAAAUUGUUGAUGUUUUAAUUUUAGUGGAUUUGUGGAAUUUCGUGAACAA
Messenger RNA from Medicago truncatula (barrel medic), 535 nucleotides. RefSeq names its product protein SKIP34. The record is from RefSeq and is a predicted model, not a curated record. Lineage: Eukaryota; Viridiplantae; Streptophyta; Magnoliopsida; Fabales; Fabaceae. The transcript has a single exon. Bases 120 to 392 code for a protein of 90 amino acids.